UCUACAGUUUUGAUGAACAUUGUAAAGACGAUAGUGCAGGCUAUGGGAUAGGAGCGUUAUAUUAAAAUGUUUAGUCUACAGUUUUGAUGUACAUUGUAAAGACGAUCGUGCAGGCUAUGGGAUAGGAGCGUUAUAUUAAAACGAUGAGCGUGAAACACGAUGCUGAAACGUCGACGUAGACCUUCGCCUAACAUCCAUCACAUUUUGAAGUCACUAUAGACAUUCAAUAUUAUGAUUUAAAUUUACAGAAAAUGCGAAUCUUAUAUUUAAAAAAAUAAAUUUUAAAUUUUACGAUUAAAUUCUAAGAAAGAUGUCAAUCGUUAAUGAAAAUUAGUUGGUUAAAAUGCGCUUUAUACAACAAAUAUACCGUUUAUAAAAGUGAAACAAAAUAGUAAUCAUGGGGAAUUGUUUGAGAAAAACAAGACGAAAAACUGAUCAUAAGACGCAUCGAGCAGAAAUACGUGAUAAUGUGCGAUCGCAUCAGAUGGAUAGACCAAUAGAAAAUAUACAAGGACCUAUUAGAACACAAGAAUCAAGUAUCAAUGAACUAGUCAGUGACAUAGAGAGACACAUCGAAGACACCACGAGACUUCAACAAGUGUUGGAGAACAAAACACAUGUGGUGGCUACAUACAUGGAAGAAUUUGUUGAUCGCAUUGGUGAGGACGUAGAAGCCCACAAGCGAGACUAUCACGCCCAGAAGGCCGAGAUUUUACAGCAGCAGCAGCAGGUGGAUGAAGCCUUCAAAACGGGCCUCAAAAAAACUCUUCUUCAACACCAUUUAAAAAGCAAUUCUACCCUUUCGCUAGGGCCGUUCUUUCGUCAUGGCGACUCCUGCCUGGAGGAUUUUUACUUUCCUCCAAGACUUUUUGAAGUAUUGCAAAAAAUAAAUGUUGAUACCGAGAACCGGGCAACAGAAAACCAGAAAUCUCCUAUUACAUCACUUGAACAGCUACUGACACCGAACGAUAAAACGAACAAAAUCACAAUCAUAACCGCGAAUGCUGGUGUUGGUAAAACAUCAUUUUGUAAGUUUGUAGCUGUUUUGUGGUGCGCAUUACAUGAGGACCAAACGGAUAAAAUCAGCAAAUUUAAAGAGAGGUGUGACAUUCCCUUUGAUACUUUAGAAGACAUACCCUAUCUCCUCUACAUUCCAAUGAGGGCUAUUACGCAAAACUGCACCCAUUCCAUUGAAGAAAUCAUCUUUGCUCACUUGGAAAAUGAGAUUGGAUACCAGAGGCAAGACCGAAAAAAUCUGGAAAGGGUAUUUAUAGACGAACGUUGUUUAGUCAUCUUAGAUGGCAUGGACGAGACUUCUUUGUCAACGUUGAACUCACCAAUGGCAAACCGAAAGUACAGCAUAAUUAUAACAUGCCGCCCAUGGAAACUCGCAGAUAUGGCAUUGCCGAAGUACAUGCAUGUUAGUAUUGACGAUCUCAGCCAAAUUUCACAAAAACAACUGUUUAAACACGUGAAUCAAAUCUUAAACAUUAUUUACGGGACAACUUUUGAAGUUGAAGACUUCUUUGCCACUUUAAAAACACUGAAACUGCAGUCACUUUCGUCCAACACGCUCGUGGGACUCCAACUGUACUGCGUCUGGCAAGACCGACGUAUGGACGACGAAACACCAGAAAAUAACAAAACUAGUUUAACGCUUGGACCAACAAGAUCACACAUCUAUGCAGAUAUAUUGGAAAUGAUGUUUAACUUAGUAAACAACAAAAGCAAAGAAAACUCAGAACGUCCACAAACACCCCCUCCCACACAAAGGCCUCUUCCUACAUGUUUCGAGGGACGGAAGCUGUGUAAAGCAAAAUCUUCUUUGAUUUAUGAAACAGGAAAGAUUGCUUUUGAGAUGUUAAUUAACUCGAAGAUCGAUUUUGACGAGGUAACCAUGAAUUCGUUACAAGAUGAGCAAUUUCUUUUACAUUCAGGACUGAUCUCAGCCGAUAGGUCACACAAGUGCAGUAUUGAAAGCAAAGUGUACCGAUUUCUACACAAAACCUAUCAGGAAAUGUUAGCAGCAUUAUAUAUUUCGUCACUGGAUUUCAAGAGUGAAGAUUGGCUUGCGUUUGAGAACAACUUCAAUACUGCGUUUUCACCGGACUUAAUGUCCUUCCUGUGCGUGAUGAAUUACGAGCAUGCCCGGCGAUGUUCGGAAAUGUUCGGGGAUACGAAGCGGGAGUUUUACAGAGGAUAUACAUUUUAUAAAAAUGAGAUCAUCGAGUACCAAGACGCCGUGCUACUUUCGUACAACGAAUGUGUAAAUAAUGGUCAGUCAAAUCCGCAACUAACGUUAAGACAUGCAUGGCUAAAUAGGAAACACUUUGCGGCAAAACAUCCACUCUUGCAACACAGCCGUAAAGGAUUGAAGUCGUGCGAUAUUGAAUGUUCCGAAGAAUACCCUGUUAUCAUCAGCAUGACAGGCAUGGAACAACUGAACACAUUAUGUAUAUACAGUGAAAAUGAGAACGAUACUUAUCCACAAACUAUUCCAACAUGUUCUUUAAACAAAUAAUCAGUCCUAUGUCUUUUCAAUUUGUACAUAGAAAAUGAUAAUUUACACCUGGCAUUAUGUGAGAAUCUUAAAAUUUUGGUUCUGAAUAACGUUUAUCUCGAUCAUCUGACUAUCGCCCCGGCCCAGCUGGAGGUAUUCUGGGUC
This is a messenger RNA of Mya arenaria, 2665 nucleotides long. RefSeq lists its product as uncharacterized. Lineage: Eukaryota; Metazoa; Mollusca; Bivalvia; Myida; Myidae. The transcript is spliced from 3 exons. The record is from RefSeq and is a predicted model, not a curated record. Bases 398 to 2521 code for a protein of 707 amino acids.